Messenger RNA from Hylaeus volcanicus, 830 nucleotides. RefSeq names its product general odorant-binding protein 69a-like (gene Obp1). Lineage: Eukaryota; Metazoa; Arthropoda; Insecta; Hymenoptera; Colletidae. Bases 94 to 519 code for a protein of 141 amino acids. The record is from RefSeq and is a predicted model, not a curated record. The transcript has 6 exons. Gene Ontology annotation, molecular function: odorant binding.
GAAGCGUUAUAAAAACCACGGGUCUCGUGGAAUCGCGGCAUAUCGUAUUCGCCCAAGUGAGACAAUCAGCAAAGAUACGAAAAACCGACGACAAUGGAUGCCAAAGGCGGCUUGCUGGUCCUAGCCAUCGUGUGCGUGCAGGCGAUGUUCGUACAUGCCGUGCCGGAAUGGGUGCCAGAGGAGGUAUUCGAGAUGGUUGCAGACGACAAACAGCGAUGCAUGAGCGAACACGGAACAACACAAGCGGAGAUCGACGAUGUGGGCGUUGGAAAGAUGGAGAACAAUCCGUCGAUAACGUGUUACAUGUACUGUCUCCUCGAAGCGUUUAGUUUGGUCGACGAAGAGGCCAAUUUGGAGACUGACAUGCUGCUGGGUAUCAUACCGGAACAUCUUCACGAAACGGCGACCAGAGUUCUGGGCGCGUGCACCCCGACAGCCGGCACCGACAACUGCAACAAGAUAUUCAAUCUCGGUAAAUGCGUCUACGCGCAGGUUCCCGAUUUGUGGUUCAUCGUCUAAACAGAGACGAAAAUUUGUUCACGGUGCGACGAACGAAUGUUCCUUCGACGAGGGAAAAUUCGAAAACGACUCCAAAGACGAUCCCACAAUGAAGAAAAAAAAAAAAUACAUACAAACGUACAGCACAACAGAAUCGUGAUUGCAUCGUCGAAGUAAAAGAGAAAAAAAUAUGAUACGAUUACGGAUUCAGAUACAAAACAUAGUUUACUUAGGGUAAGGACCAACUAUUCCAAAGAAGCUACAGAGUAUUGAAUGUAAACGAAUGUAAAGAUUUGUUAUCAAAAAAAAAAAAAAUAUAUAAUAUCAACGAG